UCCAUAAACCUACUGUUUUCCAUCAACUAUAUUCUCCAAUAUUCUUUCCCUUCUUCUGCUUAAAUCUUGACCUGGGUAUCUUUCUUUCUCGUCAAUGGAGGCAAAACUGUUAAUGUCUAACCCACAAACUCUAGCUUAUUUUGGGACUAACCCAGAAAAAUUAAGGACACCCUUUAAUCUUUAUCCUUACCAAAUUGGCAAAAAUUGCAGCUUAAGCUUUUGCAGAAGGAUAAAUUCAUCAAUGAAGGGCAUUCAAUCCUCUAACGUUUCUUCAGUUGUUGCUGGCGUACAGUCUAAGACAAGAAUCGAUGAGAGUGAAAGCUUGACCCUAGAUGGUAUUCGGAACUCCUUGAUUCGGCAAGAAGAUAGUAUCAUAUUUAGUCUUCUAGAGAGAUCGCAAUUUUGUUACAAUGCUGACACAUACAAUCCUGACGCGUUCCCUUUGCAUGGCUUUCAUGGGUCUUUGAUUGAAUUUAUGCUUAAGGAAACUGAAAAGCUUCAUGCUCAGGUGGGAAGAUAUAAGAGCCCAGAUGAGCAUCCUUUUUUUCCUGAGGAUUUACCUGAACCAUUAUUGCCACCUAUGCAAUAUCCUCAGGUUCUCCAUCCUCAUGCUGAUUCAAUUAAUAUAAACAAAUUAAUUUGGAAUAUGUACUUCAAUGACCUUCUGCCAAGACUUGUAAAGGAUGGAGACGACGGAAAUUGUGGUUCUUCUGCUACUUGCGACACAAUAUGCUUGCAGGCACUCUCUAAAAGAAUACAUUAUGGCAAGUAUGUGGCAGAGGCAAAGUUUCGAGCUUCACCUGAUAUCUAUACAGCUGCUAUUGCGGCACAAGACAAAGAUCAAUUGAUGAAUUUGCUGACAUAUGAGGCAGUGGAGCUAGCUGUACAGAGAAGAGUUGAAAUGAAAGCCAAAACAUUUGGACUUGAGGUGCCUGUCAACCCAGAUGCUAUUGGUGAUGAGUCAUGCCCAGCUUUCAAGAUCAAACCUAGUUUGGUUGCCAAUCUGUAUGGGAAAUGGAUUAUGCCUUUAACAAAAGAGGUUCAAGUUGAUUACUUAUUAAGAAGGUUGGAUUGAACUUAUCCUCAUUUUCCUAGAGUGCGAUGAGAUUAUACAAUCGAACUCAGCAUGUUUUGGUUGUUGUAUGAAUGUGAACUAUGAACAAUUCGAUGGGCAUGAUUAUGUAUGGGUUUAAUGUAUAGCUCACUAGCUUGUAUAGCCCUUGACCCCUGUGUAACCGUUUCCUUAAUGACCAACAUCAUUUGGUUCUGCAUAUUUAUCUAUGAAAGCCUUAAUUUCCCUCAUGGGUGGAAAGUGUGUUAAUUUGACCGGGAAAAAAAUGAUAUAGUGAUGAACUCAUGAACCAUUAGUGUAGCCCCAAGAGAAGGCAAUCUGUACUUUGUUAGUUUUCAGUCAUGGUAUGGUUAAGUUCUUUUCUGUUUGUAACA
Molecule: messenger RNA, 1446 nt
Organism: Chenopodium quinoa (quinoa)
Lineage: Eukaryota; Viridiplantae; Streptophyta; Magnoliopsida; Caryophyllales; Amaranthaceae
Product: chorismate mutase 1, chloroplastic-like
Exons: 6
Coding region: 95-1075 (326 amino acids)
Biological process (GO): chorismate metabolic process; aromatic amino acid biosynthetic process
Cellular component (GO): cytoplasm
Molecular function (GO): chorismate mutase activity
Source: RefSeq, a predicted model, not a curated record